This is a messenger RNA of Dentiscutata erythropus, 216 nucleotides long. NCBI's taxonomy places the organism in Eukaryota, Fungi, Glomeromycota, Glomeromycetes, Diversisporales, Gigasporaceae. The record is from the annotation of a GenBank genome assembly.
GCUUCAUCAAUAAAGAUAACAAAGAUACCUUUGUCCACACGACUUGGUCAACAAGAUUUUCAUAACUCGGUGUUAGAAUUAGUAUGGAUCAUUGUGGUAAAUUAUGAACAGUUGUACACUGUUCAAGAUCCAUACGAAUUAACAUUAAAUGAAGAAGACUUAAUUUAUUCUUCAAGAACUUUAUAUGUUCAAUGGUCUACUGAGACCACAAAAUAG